AUUUGCGUUCAUGAGCAUAGUAAGUCUAAGCUAACCUAGUAGGGUGUACAACAUUCAUGAUAGGUAUAUCUUCUGUAGCUCCUACUUGGUGUUACUUGCACUAUGACUACCAUAAUGAUACGAGGAGUUCUCGGCCCCUUGCUUUUUUUGUUGUCACAGGUUCUUGUGCUGUUGUUUUUCUCUGCGUUCGUGCUUGCUGACGAAGGCGAGGAUGGCAGCGGCGAGAAGAAGAAGGAGGGAAGCAUGGAGAGCACGAUUAUGUGCACUUUUGAUGGGCAUCCGGAAUUAGACGUUGUGGACUGGACAGCGUUUUUCACCGUAUUGCAGCAGCAUUGCAGUUACGCGGAAGCGCAGUUUCGGAUUGUAUGCGCGCCUCAAGCGGUCGCUCUGGCCAGUUGGGUCACAUUACGGCCGAAUCGCGCAGUUGCUUCCUGAACAACUUCCUUUGCCGCUUUUCUCCUCGGAAAAAAGUGAAGCAGGAUUCUUGGGACAAGAAAAGUGAAGAUCAGGCUGCUCACUUUUUGGCUCUAAUCAAAGCGGAAAUCGCUUCUGCGAUGCGGGAACACGAGUUGAAUCUCCUGUGCCCCAAUGGCGUAGUGCAGGCAACAUCGAUUGCGUUGGCGCACAACACGACGCACCACCUGAAGCAUCGCUGGGUAUUGCGGGAAGCUCUACAAAAAUUAUUGAUGUGACUCAUAAUUUUUGCUUUUACACUUCCACGGAGGUAAAAUUACCUGUUGUAGCAAGAUGUUGAAACAUUGAUAGCGCUGUAUCAGAAUCAAUGUUCCUGAACUACGCUUCAACACUGCAUAAUUUUGAUUUCAAAAUUUAGCAAAAUACGUCUGGCCACUAUGAUUCACGUGCAACCUACUCUUUCACAACUUAGCAGCAGAUCCUUCAACGCCCUGCGACGUCCCGCUCUAAUUACAAGCUACGUCUUGGAUAAUUCGAAGUGGCAUGUGAAAAGCGUGGAUGCUUUGGAGCUCUUGCGAGAUACGUACAGACGGACAGAAUUUUCAGCAAAGGGAGUAGAACCUGUUCCGGUAGUACGAAAUCAGCAGAUGGUUUUUGGAGAUGCCAUCUUGGGUCCACCGGUGCGAGAUCGCCAACUGAUACCUGGAUUAAGGCUACCGCUGAAGCAUCCUCACCACUAUCCUUGGGGCGAUUUUCAAGGGGAAAAGGGGCUCAGGGAUGGGCUCAAGGGUGCGGCGCCACGUGGUAGCUCUAACCAGAGGUGUAACAAUUUUGGCGCCUUUCGUUGAUGCUGCUAGUAUGCAAGCUGGCGCGUUUGCCGACAUCCUCAGGAACGAGGAACUACAGGCGCAAAACGGCGGCGGAGUGCGCGUUCUUUAUCCAGGAUCGAGCCUUUUUGAAGAAAGUCAAAGUUCUAGUAUGGCAGGAGACGAGGCUGCACGAAGCAAGGCAGCUGCGAAAGAACGUCGUCGUUCUUUGGGCGACAAAAUGAACCGUCUUAGUGAUGAGGUGGACACGGAAUACACGCUAGUUGUCGCUUCCGAACUGAUCCCCAGUGCAGACGACUUGAAACGACUGCUACACGUGUUAGAUCAAGACGAUGGCUACCUAUCGGGUGUGAGCUUUUCCGGUUUAACCAAUGCCGAAGGUUCUUUGUCAGAACAGUUUGCUACUUCUCAACAUUUAGCGAAGAAAAUUUCAUCGCCUUCGCAACGCAGACGCAUCCUGGAUUUUUGCUAUUCUCUGAAAGCAAAACACUGGAUUUUGCGAUUUUCACGGGAUUACUUCUCGUACACGAUACCCAGAGAAAAAAUGCAUCCCAAGUUGUUACCCCCUGACACGAAAGUCAGCAUGCACGAUGACGGCGCGGUGCGCUACGGGAGCUCAGUACGAAGUUACCAUGAGCCGUUCCUUGCGCACGAACUUCAGAGUUGCAAAACGUGCGAAACCUUAGCGCCAACGUUCCUUUAUGAGCACUUUAUAGGUUCUUCAAGAUAUCUGUUUAUAAUAGGGGUCUUCUAGAUCAUAUCUGUUUUUGAUUUGUCAUUGAGGUUGAUGUAGUCCUCAAAAUUUUCAUUGCUGAUUGAAAUUCAACUUCAAUCUAUGGUGGUAACAAGACAGGGUAAUGACAUGAGUACUGCACUAUCCUCUAGGAGACCCUAGGAGAUCCGUGAUAUCCGCAAUAUCUACUCCAGACUGCAGAGUCCAGCCAAUUCCCACUUUUUCAUACUCUUGUGCGAACGAAAGUGCUUACGGAUAGUGCGCCGUUUCGCGUGUCUUUAGAUGGAGAGUGGGCGCUUUUAGACUGGUUUCUGCGCAAGAGCUGGCACGAAAAGGGGGAACAUGGGUUCGCGCAGUGCGUUGGGGGAUACCUCCAUCCGAUGCACCUGUUUGUUCAAGGAUCAUCCAGUAGUACAACAUCAUCUAGUUAUGUAGUAAGCACUAGUAGCGCAGUAGAACUCGUCGCAAGUCGUGAGUGGCGUCAUCUUUACGGUGCAAAAGAAGAUGUGGGGUUCUUUUUUUCAUCGAGGUUGUCCGCAGACUUUCGGCACUGGCUCAGCCACCUACUUCCAAUGGGCGCACAGCAGGGGCUAGAUAGGCACGUAAAUUAAGGCCCAAAACAACUCAUUUCCAGCGGUCAUUUUCUUCUGUUUCCUUCUUAGGAAGUUUAGGAAUGACCUAAAGAAAUGAAUCGCUUUGGGCUCUAAGUAAAGGAGUUCCUGGAAAAGAACGACCUGAAAGAAAUAGAAACGAUUGAUGGUGAGGAGCGGAGAUAUGGAUGCACAUUGCGCACCCCAAAUUGCCCCAUGGAUUGGCUCUACAAAGGCUGGGCGAUCCCUCCUUGCUGUCGCCGCACGUUGCAGAACUUGGUUUUUUUCGCCGAUGAACUCUUCGCGGAACACAAAAUCAAAUUUAGGAUACAUUUUUACAUACCACUCACCUUUCUACCGGCAUUCAUUCAGACAAUACUUUCUAAUUGUGGAGGCAAUACUUCUUAUGAGCAUCUUCAUGCUCCUGAUCAUGAGGAGACACUAUUUGUGUGAAGUAGAUACUCACGGCUAUGAACUAGCAGUUUUCUAAUUCCUUCACAUUAUAGAUGUUUUCGCAGACCACUAGUUUCCGUUUCGUAUUCUCAAUAGAGGUGGACUCUACAACCUUCUAUAUUCAGACCUAAAGUUUUUGCUUGUAAUGAUGACUUGACAAUAGAAUAGGCAAUAACAACUUGACCACAUAAUUCGCUUUCGCACAUCAUCACUUCUGCUUCAUAUUUGACAUCGUAACCGACGGCGGCCUUCUCGGAGGAUUAAAGCUAGGACGGUUUCUAGACUGGGAUGGCGAUGUGGACUUCCAUAUCGAGGACGAGAGCUUUGACAGGUUGGAGUCUCUGCGGCCAUGGAUCGAACAGGCAGGAUACCAUCUGCGACUGCACGAGGGAGGCAAUAGCUACUUGCUGCAGGCGAACAAGUUCAACUACUUGCUUAUGGCGAUGGAUUCUUGCAGUGUUCUUACAUAUCGGGGCGCCUCUGUUUUGCGGUAUUGUCUUUGGAAUAGGGGCAGGGGGCGGGCUGCCGCUUUCCGUGUGCAUCGGCCGGCCAAACUCUCGCUGUAGGACGCGGUGAGGCCGGUGGGCGCGCGCGUCAGGGUAGCGCCGGUCAAUGAAGGCGGCCUGCCAAAGUGGGGCCUGAUAAACUUACAAGAAACGCGGGGAGCACAGCAGCACCCGGCAAGCUCGUCAAGCUCUUCGGGAAAGCGUGCCCCGUCUCUCUUAGCACUGGCCCCGCCGGAAACAGCGCAUGAGCCACGGCGCGGACGUGCUCACACGAAGGGAGAGGGCCAACGGAAUUUCAUGCAGGACCUGCAGCGCGGCGCACUUCGUGCCCAAAACCAGACACGGGGGGCACGUGAUAGGGGGCGCGAAUCAUUUCAGUCAGGAGCUGGCCAAGGUUUUCGCUUGGUUGCGCCGCCAGUGGAGUGCACUCCCUGCCAGGUAGGGGAUUCAGUCUUCGGAAAAGUCUUGCAAAGGGGCGGCCGGGUUGUUGUUUUGGGGGUGCCUUUGCUCGGCGCCCCGCGUCGCUAAAACCACAGACGCCAGGCCGCUGCUGUAAGUAUUGACGCAGGGGAGGCACCAAAGAAAAGCGGCCGAGCGUGAGACAGAGGGCGCGCGCGGCAGGCAAGAGGCUGACGACGACAGAGGGGAAAGGAGGCCGCGCAAGCCUCAACCGGCGGGGCGGGCAGCCUCCGCCGCGCCACGCGCUGGCCAUCGAGCCCCGUGCGGACAGUGUCACAAGCGUCCCCCACGGCCCAAGCAGUUCUGUACAUUGCAGAACGCAUCCGCCACCGUGCAGCCCUUUGGUGGAGUCGGUCUGGCCAUUGUCACCAAGCGCCAGACUUGCUCUCUUUCCUCUGUGAAGAUCCGCUGCGUACAGUUCGCAGGCGGUCGGCCAAGGUGGGGAGCUUUCGCCAAUCUUGACCCCUUUUGCAGGCCUGGUCCUGGCGUUGUCCUCAUGCAACCCGCUGCGGGCCGGGUCCUCGACAGCGCCAAUGUAAAUAGGGGCCAUGCCUAACCUCUCACCGACCCCGGGGCAAAUAGUAUGUAGCCGCACUCGCAGGAACCAAGGGCGCGCUUUCGCAUGUCGUUAGGUAAGACCGCGCUGGGAUAUUGGGCCGGCGAAAUGUCUCCAGCUGAUUGCUGAGCUGACAAAGCUGGGCCGUUCUCUUGUCCGCGCCUGCCUCGGGGCUGGUAGCUUGGCGCAGUCAGUCUGCCAGGCUCGGCGGCUUUCGAGGGGAGGCACGCAGCGACCCCGCUGACCGGCCGGCAAGCGCGAGCCCGCGAGGAUGCUAGGGUCAGCAGGCUCAGUCAUGGCGGCGGCGCGCGGACAAGCAACAGCGCAGGAACGCGCGAAGCUUCCACGACCGGGGGGCCCGGAACCUGCCUCCCCCUGGGUGGGUGUUUUUUUUGUAUGAACUUUGACGAGCUACAAGUCCCUCAGCGUGGUGCGGUUUGCUUUCGGCGGUGCCCAGCGUAGACACACGCGCGCGAUUUUCGUUUGGGGUUUCCGGGCGGUGGCGGGGCCUUGGUAAUUUCGCUGAGCCGCUCUCCGGGCUCUCGUACACGUGCGCGGCAGGUGGGCGGAAUCUCGGAGGUGGCGGCGGGCGUUCAUCCUUGACCGAGCGGCUUAGGGCUUGUCUAUCGGUGGGCUACGGUGUGGACUGAAAUCGCAGCUGAGUCGAGCGGCCAGAGAAAUGGCGACCUGGCUGAGGAGACGGCAACCAAGAGAGACCAAGCAAAGAGCAAAGGAGGACGGCAAGGGGCCGCUGACGUUGCCGCGCGGCUGCACACGGGCGGCAGGCUGCUCGGGUGUUAGCUUCAGGCGGGCAGACUGCGUGGGAAGCGAGCAGGGGGCGCAGCCUUGGGGGUGGCAUUUGCUGGAGGCGUCUGCCGGGGAACUCUCCAGCCACGCACGUGAGCCCGUGCAACCAUAUCGGGGGGCGCAGCCAGUCGACGGCGAAUGCCGCGUGAGCUUCGUCACGCGACCGCCGUAGGCCUACAAGCUGACCGCCGGGCCUCGUAGGUCUGCUGCGCUGUCAGUCUGCUGCGGUGCCCUCGGCGUCGGCUUUGAUUGUGGCUGGGUGGCGUUGGGCUUCUCGUGUUAGCUUUGUCGCGCUUUUGGCCAGCCGUGGAUGACUAUCGUGGCAGCAACUUAGGCGCGAGGGAAGAGGGAACGCGCGUGCAAAUAAAUUCAGAGGAAAUGAAAGGAAGGCUGGCGCGGUCUGUGUGAUGAUUCUAAUACCAUGCUCGAGCUAAACAAACGGGCUGAGCGCUUUCCAGACGAUAUAUGGAUGAUGGAGAUCGAUGGACGAUGGUUGCCGGUAAUGGACAAUCCUGGACGAAACGUGAGUUAUGACUUUUCUGGAUUGUCCGUGUCUUUCUAGAUCAUUAGCUACACGUCGUCUUCUAUCAUAACUACUUACAAACGGAAUUUUUCCUUUUGUUUAGGAUUAGGUUUGAUCAGCUUCGUCUGCACCUAAUCGACCAAGUCUUUCUUUCAAACAUAAUGUGUCACAGGCAUGUAAGUACAACUUUUCUCUCCAGAUCAUAAUCGAGAUAAUCUUAACUUUUAGAAAUUACCAGCUUCAACACUACUGAUCUCAUGUGUCUUAUGUUCAAUAUGAUUGUCUCUUCUAAUGUCAUGAGUGGUACGGCGAAGGCAUCUACGCGCAUCGAGCGCGUUACAUUCCGCCGUGGGAAGAAGAUGCGGGAAAUUUGAUGUUUUGUAGUAAUCCCGGACACCACAACUGCGUCGACGACUUGCCUCACGGCGACGACUGCCAUUUAAAAGGCCCCUGCAACAGGGAAAAAUGGGUCCAAAAACUAGCGAUAUCAACUUAAUGGCAAGAGGUCUGUCGAAGAAAUUUUUUGACAGGGGUGGUCGUACGUUGCAACAUCUAAUGAUAGUAGUUGAACAAUCAUAUUUAAUACCUGAUAGGUUACAAUUUAUUUCCUAGUUAUUGUUGUUUAUUCGGGGACAUUGAAAGAGACGGGCGCUUGGGUCAAAUACCUGCACGGGACGUCGUUAGAAGAUUUUUAUAUAUAAUGGGAUACAAGGAGUCACUUUUUGACUACAAGAGGAUAUAGGGGCUCAAUUUUUUCAAUACCAGAAGUACACCGAUUCACAUCUAAUGCUAAGGGUAUGCGCUUCCUUUGUUACCUAUCGAGAAGGAAAGAAUGAACACUGGCAAAGCAGCAUCGCAUGGUUGCAUGACAUCACACUAAAUAGCCUCUCUUGUUCUUGGAAGAGAUAGAGAAAAGUGCCGAUUGAUUUUCUCAGAAAAAGAAGGAGAUUCUCCAAAUGAGUAUCUAUAGGAAGAC
Messenger RNA from Amoebophrya sp. A25, 6844 nucleotides. The record is from the annotation of a GenBank genome assembly. Lineage: Eukaryota; Dinophyceae; Syndiniales; Amoebophryaceae.